Molecule: messenger RNA, 762 nt
Organism: Rhagoletis zephyria (snowberry fruit fly)
Lineage: Eukaryota; Metazoa; Arthropoda; Insecta; Diptera; Tephritidae
Source: RefSeq, a predicted model, not a curated record
UAUACCAUAAGUUCUAGCUAACAAAACUUCACAAUCAUAACCAGAAAAUACCGACUAAAGUGCGCUUAAAUUACAACAACUAAUUUUUUUAUACUAUAAAAAGGGAAUAAUACAACAUACGUGCAUACAUACAUACAUAUAAACAUACUUAAAACUGAUAAGCGUGAAACCUAUCAGCUGAGACUAACUUCCAAUCACUAAAACAAACCAACGAUAGAGACUUUGGUGCUUAAGUGUAAAGAGUAUAAAAAUGAUCGUUGCUUCUUAGUAGCUAACAGAAAGAAGUGAACAUUGAAAGUAGCAAUAAGUCGUGCAUAAAAUUUUGCCUCUUACUAAACAAACUUAUAGUUUUGUGAGAACUACUUAAUUAUAUUACAAUACAAAGUCAAUAAUACUGCACAAUAUUUACAAAAUGUCCGCGAAGAAUCUUCAUCCACUGGUUGGUGCUACCACACGCUAUAUCGCCGGCAGAAAUGCCAUGCAGACAGUUUAUUGGCGCACAUCUGGCGCUGGACCUAAUGGCCGAAUGGUGAAAAUACACAAAAAUUGCGAAUUCGAAAAGACACAGGAUCUGCCGUCGAAAAUACGCUUGCAGUAUUACAAUGAGAACUAUCGGGCGAAGAUUAAGGAUGCACUGUGAGCACUGAAGUGGUUGGCGAAAACACGAAUUUUUAGGUUAAUUUUUUUUUAUGGAUGUGUACAUAGUAUUAGUUUAAUAUGUUAAUUAGCGAAAUAGUAAAUUAUUAAAAUUUAACAAUCAAA